UCCUUCCUUGUAGGCUCUUUGGUUUCGGGUCAUCCAACAUGGCGAAUAUAUGAGGUAAAAGGUUUGUUUGUAGCGCUAACAAAAUGAGGGUCCGGCAUUGCUGGAUGGGGCUCAGGCGAGCCUAUUUGGUUUGGCCAAUCCUGCUGCUACUCCUGGUUGGUGCAGCCUUGACAGCUCUGCUGCCCUCUGCUGAGGACCAAGGAGGUGUUGGUGCUCUGGGAGUGCUACGCCGGGCAACAUCUCAAAAUGAGAUACCUGCACAUCGCCACCAUGGUGACAGCACAGAGGAGGAGCAGAGGUUUACUGUCAUCAUCCAAACAUACAACCGCACAGACAUUCUUCUCAAACUUCUAAACCAUUACCAGGCAGUGCCUCAUCUUCAGCGGAUUAUCAUAGUCUGGAACAACAUUGGGGAGCAGACACCCUUAAAAUUAUGGAACUCCUUGGGGCCUCAUCCGGUCCCUGUGGUGUUCAAGGAGCAGACUAGCAAUCACAUGCGCAACAGACUACAACCAUUCCUUGAGAUUGAUACUGAUGCCGUGUUGAUGCUGGAUGACGACACUCUGGUCAGCGUUCCUGACAUCAGUUUUGCUUUCUCUGUCUGGAAGCAAUUUCCAGACCAAAUUGUCGGCUUUGUGCCCCGGAAACAUGUCACAACACCAGGGGGAGUGUAUAGUUAUGGCAGCUUUGAGCUGCAGAACCCAGAAAUAGGAGGAGGUGACCAAUACUCCAUGGUGUUAAUUGGUGCUGCCUUCUUCCACCGCCGCUACCUCCAGCUUUUCCAGGACCAACCUCAAGCAGUGCAUGAGCUGGUGGAUGCAACACAAAAUUGUGAUGAUAUUGCAAUGAACUUUGCUGUAGCGCUGUAUUUGAGGAAACACUCCAAGUCCAGUGGCAGCCCUACCAGACCCUCUGGGGUCUUUGUCAAACCCGUGGACCUCCGCAACCUGGAAAAGGAUGCCAGCAGUGGAUAUCAGGGUAUGUGGCAUCGUCCUGAACACCUUCUUCAGAGGUCCUACUGUCUGAACAGGCUGACACAGAUCUAUGGCUUCAUGCCACUCUGCUUCUCCAACCUGAUGGUCUCCCAGUUUGGCUUCCCUACCUAUGCCAACCACAAGAGUAGAAGCUGAGGAACUGUCACGUCGCUGACUGUCUUGAAUUGAAUGAGGACAGACUGCUACUUCAGUCUGCAGUUUCAUUGUGGCUUCAGGAGUACUAUGAUGGACUUUCUUCCUUUGGACAACAGCAAGGAUUGUAAAAGAUAUUCUACACAAGGCCCAGUCGGAUGAAAAGUUCAUAUUUGGAGGUAAUCUGUAUUGUUACCAAAGCUGUUUCUUUUUCAGUGUGUAUACCUCUCAGUGCAGUUAUUUUAAAACCAGCAGGUGCUAAGUCUCAGAUCUUUGACAAUUGCCUUUUUUGUAUCUAUGAUAAGACUUAGUUUUACUGCAGUUAAUUAUAUAGUCUUUAAAAUGUGUCUCUUUUCUGUUUAGCCUGUGUCCCUAGAAAUUUUGACUAAAUGUUUGAAGAUAUAGCUAUUUUGAGUAAGUUUUGGCCAAAAGACUGAAGUCUAGUAAUAAAAUGGUAUCAUUGCAAGUAUUAUGUACAUUUAAACAAACUGUACUAUGCAUGCAUGGACAAUCUUUUUUUAUUUUUUUAAGUCUGUACACAUGUUGAAGGGCUGUAUCAUGUGAUGCAUUUAAAUAAAGCCAACAUUUUUUCUCUGAA
Molecule: messenger RNA, 1725 nt
Organism: Thunnus maccoyii (southern bluefin tuna)
Lineage: Eukaryota; Metazoa; Chordata; Actinopteri; Scombriformes; Scombridae
Gene: extl2
Product: exostosin-like glycosyltransferase 2
Exons: 6
Coding region: 84-1130 (348 amino acids)
Cellular component (GO): membrane
Molecular function (GO): glycosyltransferase activity
Source: RefSeq, a predicted model, not a curated record